CUCGGGGGGGCGGCGGCCGGAAGCGGUGUGGACGCUCUAGGCGGGGCGCUCGCUGCCCGGCGCGUUUCCGGCGGCUCCGGUUCCGGUUCCGGUUGCGGCGGCGGCGAUGGGCGCGCACCUGGCGCGGCGCUACCUGGGCGGCGAGGAGGAGCCGGACCCUCUGCGCAUGCCCAGCUUCCCCCCGACCCUGGGGCUGCCGCAGCGCCGCCCGCGCGAGAUGGUGGCCUCGGCGGAGCAGCUGGCGGCGGCGCGGGUGCCACUGGAGCAGCGGGACUUCUGCGGCCACCGGCUGCUGGAGCUGCUGCGGUGCCAGCGCGACGCCUUCCCCCGGGUGCCCCGCUGCCACCCCCAGCGGCACGCCUGGCAGGCCUGCCAGCACCACGACUACGUGAUGCGCAUGAAGGAGUUCGAGCGGGAGCGGCGGCUGCUGCAGCGGCGCAAGCGGCUCCUGGAGCGUCAGGCGGCCGCCGAGUGACGGGGACGCGGGGACCUCGGGGACACCGGCGCCCAAUAAACGCCGAGACCUGC
Messenger RNA from Dromaius novaehollandiae (emu), 528 nucleotides. RefSeq names its product NADH:ubiquinone oxidoreductase subunit B7 (gene NDUFB7). Gene Ontology annotation, cellular component: mitochondrion. The record is from RefSeq and is a predicted model, not a curated record. The coding region runs from base 107 to 475 and encodes 122 amino acids. NCBI's taxonomy places the organism in Eukaryota, Metazoa, Chordata, Aves, Casuariiformes, Dromaiidae. The transcript has 3 exons.